UGUGUAAAUGAGUUGAUGUGCAGCAUUGGAAUCGAACUAUCUUGGUUCAAAGAUCAAGGCCUUAUGUUGCUGAGGUCUCACAACAACUCUGUCAAGCUUUUGGUGCUUUCGAUGCGUUCAUUUACUGUAAGACAUCGAAGCCAUCAGUCAGGCCCAAGUCGAUUCAAACCGCAUCCGUGCCAUGCAGUGGAGUCCUGUGCACACCCAGCCUUUUCCGCAGUAUGCACCACUUGUAGCGUCACCCACAGCGACGCUGCAGCCUGUGCAGCCUGCACUGCAGCCCCAGGUCGUACAGAUUGCACCUCAGGUCUCGCAUGACAUCGAUGAUUUGGUGAAGCUAGACCCGCAAUUCACGCAGACUUUGCAAGUUGAAAGAAGGCAGAAGUUGGGCAUGGACACCCCACAGAUCAAGGAGUUCUUGUCCAAGACGAGUUUAAUGAGUUUGGGCUCCUACUGCGCCGUGGCGAACUCUUUCGAAGCAUUGGGUUUGCGAGAGGCCGCUGGGCCUUUCGAUUGGAUGCGUAGUGAUUGCCAGGGCAUUACACAUUUGCUGAGAAAUGGCUUUGAGGACUUUCUGGAUUGGGACGGCACCAGCCACAAAGUCGGAGGCCUUGAUGUGUUUCCGAUGCGCUGGGGCGGCUCCUUUUGGCACCAUGACAUCACCGACGUCAAGGUGAGGCAGACCUUCAUGAGACGAAAGGAGCGCUUCCUCAAUGCCCAGAACGAAAACCUCUUGUUCAUCCGAGUGGUGAAUGGCACACAGGAGUUAAUGCAAAUCACAGGCCUUUAUUCAGCACUUCAAGAGCGAUUUGGAGACAAGUCUCGUGUACGCCUCUUAGUGCUCAUCGACCUGCAGGACACCGAGCAGGAAGUCAUUACUCAAGACCUCGGUCGUGAUGUGAUCUUUAGCUGCGUCCAUCACAGCUCUUGGGAGUCGCACAUUCCAGCACCAACACCUGAGGAGCAAGCACGCCUGAGGUUACACAAAGCCAGUGAUUCCUACUCAGCCGCCUUGGUCCGGGCGCUCUACAUCUGGGCCAGCGUUGGGAGUUUCGCGACCUGGCCCAGCUUGGCCAGUUUUUCCCAGCGAGUUGUGCAAUGGGUGGGUCCAGAUCCAAAGCGAGACUCCUUCCAGCCGUCUCGCCUCUCCCUAGCGCCAGUCGCGGCCACAGCCACCAUGUUGACGUUGAAUGCCGCGAUGGCCCAACCAUUCACGCAGAUGACGCAGCCCUUGACCCAGCCCUUGACUCAGCCCUAUUACUUCGUGCGUCCCACCGUGCCUUGGCCGGCCAGUCCUCAACGGAUAUUCUAAAAAGGCUUGUGGCUGAUCCAAUCUUCUCCACCGACCCCAGGGGGCUUUGGUCUCCGGGUCAUUUUGGGCAAAUGCAGAUACGUUCGGCUGCCUCGUGCAGGCCAUCUGUUUUUUUUCUCAUGGGACGAAGCGAAGCUUCCUCCCCCUAGCUAGGACACCAGCGCUGAUCUUGUUUGAUCUUGUCUGGUGAUCAUUCGAUCUCUUUGGAGACAUGUGAAGAGCAAUUGUUGGGUUGCCAGACUCGUCCAGAUGUGC
Messenger RNA from Durusdinium trenchii, 1567 nucleotides. The record is from the annotation of a GenBank genome assembly. NCBI's taxonomy places the organism in Eukaryota, Dinophyceae, Suessiales, Symbiodiniaceae.